Messenger RNA from Euleptes europaea (tarantolino), 2109 nucleotides. It is a transcript of the gene GTPBP1, whose product is annotated as GTP binding protein 1. Gene Ontology annotation, molecular function: GTP binding; translation elongation factor activity; GTPase activity. The record is from RefSeq and is a predicted model, not a curated record. The coding region runs from base 11 to 2101 and encodes 696 amino acids. The transcript is spliced from 13 exons. Gene Ontology annotation, biological process: translational elongation. NCBI's taxonomy places the organism in Eukaryota, Metazoa, Chordata, Lepidosauria, Squamata, Sphaerodactylidae.
GGCGGGGCCUAUGCUAAUGUGGCGGGAGAAGGAGACAGGGGCUGGCAAGAUGGCGGCCGAGCGCAGUCGCUCCCCGAUGGGGGGCUCGCCGGUGCCGGCCUCCAUGUUUGCCCCCGAGCCCGCGCCGCACAUCGGGACAGCGGCGGCUUCAUCCCGGCCUCACCGCGACACGCCGGACUCGGACUGCAGCGAGGACGGCGAGGCGCUCAACGGGGAGCCGGAGCUCGAUCUCACCAGCAAGCUAGUAAUGGUGAGUCCAACAUCAGAGCAGUAUGAUAGCUUGCUCCGGCAGAUGUGGGAGAGAAUGGAUGAAGGAUGUGGGGAGACUAUCUAUGUCAUUGGUCAAGGGUCAGAUGGGACUGAGUAUGGGCUCAGUGAUGCAGACAUGGAAGCCUCCUAUGCCACGGUGAAGAGCAUGGCUGAGCAAAUAGAUGCAGAUGUGAUCCUCUUACGGGAGCACCAGGAAGCUGGAGGAAAAGUACGUGACUACUUAGUUCGGAAGCGUGUGGGCGACAAUGACUUCCUGGAAGUCAGGGUAGCAGUGGUUGGCAAUGUGGAUGCUGGGAAGAGUACCCUGCUGGGCGUCCUCACCCACGGCGAGCUGGACAACGGCCGUGGUUUCGCCCGGCAAAAACUCUUCCGCCACAAGCAUGAGAUUGAGUCGGGCCGGACCAGCAGUGUGGGCAAUGACAUUUUGGGCUUCGAUAGCGAAGGCAAUGUAGUAAACAAACCCGACAGUCAUGGUGGAAGUCUAGAAUGGACUAAGAUCUGUGAGAAAUCAACAAAGGUUAUAACUUUCAUUGACCUUGCUGGGCAUGAGAAGUACCUGAAGACGACAGUCUUUGGCAUGACGGGGCACCUACCUGAUUUUUGCAUGCUGAUGGUUGGCAGCAAUGCUGGAAUCGUUGGGAUGACCAAGGAGCACCUGGGUCUGGCAUUAGCACUCAACGUUCCAGUCUUUGUUGUGGUGACUAAGAUUGACAUGUGUCCUGCCAAUAUUCUCCAAGAAACCCUGAAGCUCUUGCAGCGACUUCUGAAGUCUCCAGGAUGCAGGAAGAUCCCCGUCCUGGUCCAGAGCAAGGAUGAUGUCAUUGUUACUGCCUCCAACUUCAGCUCAGAAAGGAUGUGCCCAAUAUUCCAGAUUUCAAAUGUCACUGGUGAGAACCUGGAUUUGCUUAAGAUGUUUCUCAAUCUUCUGUCUCCACGGACCAGUUACAGAGAAGAAGAGCCUGCAGAAUUCCAGAUAGAUGACACUUACUCUGUUCCAGGAGUUGGAACAGUGGUGUCUGGGACAACGCUGAGAGGGCUGAUCAAGUUAAAUGACACUUUGCUUCUAGGACCAGAUCCCCUGGGUAACUUCUUGCCCAUUGCUGUGAAGUCCAUCCACCGCAAGCGCAUGCCAGUCAAAGAGGUGCGGGGCGGCCAGACUGCCUCCUUUGCUCUGAAAAAGAUCAAACGCUCCUCUAUUCGGAAAGGCAUGGUGAUGGUGUCUCCUCGGUUGAAUCCUCAAGCAUCUUGGGAAUUUGAAGCUGAAAUUCUGGUAUUGCAUCAUCCUACCACCAUCAGUCCACGCUAUCAGGCAAUGGUGCACUGUGGCAGCAUCCGCCAGACGGCGACGAUCCUCAGCAUGGACAAGGACUGCCUGCGCACGGGAGACAAGGCCACCGUCCACUUCCGCUUCAUCAAGACCCCAGAGUACCUGCACAUAGACCAGCGGCUUGUCUUCCGCGAGGGCCGUACCAAAGCCGUGGGCACCAUCACCAAGUUACUCCAGACCACUAAUAACUCUCCAAUGAACUCCAAGCCCCAGCAGAUCAAGAUGCAGUCAACCAAAAAGGGGCCCCUGAUAAAGCGAGAGGAUGGGGGGGCCCAGGCUGGCCUGGCAGCAGCGAGCCCGACCGUGGCGGAUGACGCUGGUUCUUUGGGAGCAGCCCCCUCAGCACCAUCUGGUGCCCAGCAGCCACAGCCUGCACUGGAUGAAGAGCCCCACAACCGAGAGGGCAAUAAGGCAAAGGCUGGUGGAGGCGGCCGGCGACGUGGUGGCCAGCGCCAUAAAGUGAAGUCUCAAGGAGCUGUCGUGACUCCUGCUGGCGGCUGUUGAACAUCAUC